Zonotrichia albicollis (white-throated sparrow) is the source of this 4174-nucleotide messenger RNA. RefSeq names its product cysteinyl-tRNA synthetase 2, mitochondrial (gene CARS2). Lineage: Eukaryota; Metazoa; Chordata; Aves; Passeriformes; Passerellidae. Gene Ontology annotation, molecular function: ATP binding; cysteine-tRNA ligase activity. Gene Ontology annotation, cellular component: cytoplasm. The record is from RefSeq and is a predicted model, not a curated record. Gene Ontology annotation, biological process: cysteinyl-tRNA aminoacylation.
CGGAAGGAGUGGCGACCUGGUACAGCUGUGGGCCGACAGUGUAUGACCACGCGCACCUCGGGCACGCCUGCUCCUACGUUAGAUUUGAUAUAAUUCGAAGGAUAAUGACAAGAUUUUUUGGAAUUGAAGUUAUCAUGGUGAUGGGGAUCACAGACAUAGAUGACAAGAUAAUAAAAAGAGCCAAUGAGAUGAAUAUAUCGCCAGUAGCUCUUGCUCGUAUUUAUGAAGAAGACUUUAAACAAGAUAUGGCUGCCUUAAAGGUCCUUCCUCCUACAGUAUAUAUGAGGGUGACUGACAAUAUUCCUCAAAUAAUCUCCUUUAUAAAAACAAUCAUUUCCAGUGGACAAGCUUAUGCAACCUCACAAGGUAAUGUUUAUUUUGAUGUUAAGUCCUGGGGAAAAAGAUAUGGAGUGUUAACUGCUAUUAACCCUGAUACCCAAGAUGAAGCAGCUGAUUCUGACAAACGACAUGGUAAAGAUUUUGCCCUGUGGAAGGCUGCCAAGCCUCAGGAGCUAUCUUGGAAUUCUCCCUGGGGAAAAGGACGACCUGGAUGGCACAUUGAAUGUUCCACAAUAUCAAGUGCAGUGUUUGGAAAGCAGCUGGACAUCCAUACUGGUGGAAUAGAUCUUGCAUUUCCUCAUCAUGAAAAUGAAAUUGCACAGUGUGAGGUGUAUCAUCAGUGUGAACAGUGGGGGAAUUACUUUCUGCAUUCUGGGCACUUGCAUGUUAAAGGAAGUCAAGAAAAAAUGUCAAAGUCAUUAAAAAACUACAUAACAAUUAAGGAUUUCCUGAAGAAAUGUUCAUCAGACCAAUUCAGAAUGUUUUGUUUGCGUGGCAGAUACAGCUCAGCAGUAGAAUUUAGUGAGGAGAGCAUGGAAGAUGCAAAGAACCUUCUUCAGGCAAUCUCCUCAUUUAUUAGAGAUGCAAAUGCUUAUAUAAAAGGACAGCUGGUGUGUGACCCUGUUAGAGAAGACAUAUUGUGGGAAAGGCUAGCCAGCACAAAAGUAACCGUGAAGGCUGCGUUUGCAGAUGACUUUGACACCUCCAGGGCUGUUGCAGCAAUUAUGGACCUCAUUCACCAUGGCAACAGACAGCUUAAGGCUGUUACUAAGGAUGCUGGAUCUCCUAGAAGCUCUGUUGUGUAUGGAAGCAUUAUUUCCUAUAUUGAAGGCUUUUUCAGUGCCCUUGGGAUGUCCUUUGAGGAAAGACAGGUGGCUGUGGGAGGAGACAAGUCUGCAGUGCUGUCCAAUGUCAUUGAGGAGCUGGUGAGGUUCCGCUCCAAGGUCCGGCAUUACGCGCUGGCUCUGCCCGAAGCAGCGGACGCUGCGCCAGUGGAGGGUGCAGCAGGAGCCCAGGGAUCCAAACAGGAGCAGAAGGAAAAGAGGAAGCACUUAAUGCAGGAGAGAAAGCCCCUCUUGGAGGCUUGUGACAGUCUGCGUGGAGACCUUGCUGCCUUUGGAAUCCACAUAAAGGACAGAGCUGCUGUUUCAACCUGGGAAAUUGUGGAAGGAGGGCAGACAGAGAAGCAGACUGAGAAAAAAAGCUGAUCCUUCAUCCUUGGGCUUGUUUUUUAUCUCAGCUACUUCAGCAACUGUUGUAAAUACUAAUUCUUUCAAAAUAAAAUCUGUUGAACAGAAUGGCUAAAAAGGAUAGCAUGUAAUUUGAGCAAAACUGUUUGCACUAGUACUUGGUAAAUAAAUACAGGCCUUGCAGCACAGGUGGUGGAAGCAUCCACAAUGCAAGGCAGCACAGGAGCAGCUGAGCUGAUUUAACACCAUGAGGCCUGGGUCUGUUCUGCUGCAGGAACUGCCCCAGCCCAAAGGCUCUGCCAUCUGCCCUCACCCCGUGCUGCUGACCUGACACAGAGUUUAAACAUUGUGAAGGCAGAGGCCAGAACUUAGGCCUGUCUUUAGGAUGAAAACACUAAAAUUUUAUGCCUUUGGUCUGACAAUUCUGUCCUCUCAGACACAGGAAGGGGGGAUACUUUUAACCUCAAGGUAUUUUCUUACUGCAGUGGUGCUGCUUUGAUCCUGGAAAACCUUUACCUGUAAUGUGAUGGUAUCCAGUUACCUGUAAGGCUUGGUACUUUUGUUUGCUUUUGCACAGAAUGCAAGGGGCCUUCUGUAGCACUGGGAGUGUAGCACUCUCAGGAUCUCUCCAGAAUUGGGAAGAUAAAAUUAAGAUGUAUAUGUAUUAGUAUAUAUAUUAGUAUAAAGUAUAUUUAUUUUUUACCUGUUCAGUUACCUUUUUGCUGGCCAUGGCUGCUGUGGCUGUGGGCAGAGCCUCUCUUACACCUGAGGUGAGCUGUGUUCUAGGGCCUGUGUUGAUACAGGGCUGGUACUUACCUGGUACCUGCACUUUCUUUAAAUCAAUUUACAAAAAACAUAAGAACCAAGAACAUGGGUUCAUCUACAUGGCACUUGUGUGUUUUCAAAGUGUCUGUUCAAAAGGAUAAAGGCUUUCUUUUAUACUGUUGAGAAUUAAUUGUGUAGCCCUUUUUCCUUUCUCCUUUAUCUGUACUUCCAGAGAAGAGUGGGGUGUCUCUUCAUUCAGCCCUGGGGCACAGGUGCCUAUUUGACACAGCUGGUAUUGUACAUUUGCUCGUGGCAGUUUUGUGCCAGCAAAACAGAGUGAAUGGUGAGCAGCAGCUCAGCUGCUGUGGGAAAUGGGAUCAGCACACACCAAACAAAGUCCAGUCAAUUUGCUAUUAUUUUUAUUUCCUACCAAAAGAAACUGCUACAUUUCCAGAAUGUUUAAAAAUUGUAACAAUUCAUAUACAUUAGUGAAUAACGGAGUUACAACUUCUGUGUAGCUUUAAAACCGACAGGGCAAUUUGAAAUCUGUACUGAGCUCUGUUAAUUGAUUGACUUCACCUACUCAUCAUUUAGAUUAUAAUACCACUGAUGUUCUAAUUAAAAGAAAAAAAUCACUUAUUUUAAAGGCAGUAGCUAUUUUAAAAAUCAGUUUAAACUUUCUGAUUUAAUUUAAAAGUCGUCAGGUUUCUCAAAUACAUUUAAGGGGAGGAUUAAUAGCUUACGUUUCCCCAAAGACACAGUUUACAAAACUGCUUAAAUUAAACACUAAAACCUCAUUUCUUAAGAGUAGUCUGUGAACCCUCAUAGAGCAACACAAGCAAACACUUAAAAACCUAUUUUAAAAAUAGGUAACUGGUUUAAAAAGAAAAAAAUGCGUCAGGGUGAGGUAGUAGUCACAGUGCAUCCAUAAAUACCAACUCCUAAGGGCUGAAGGGAAAUACUUGGAGUAGCCUUUCCAAUUCUGGGUGCUUUCUGCAGGCAGCUAUUGCAAGGAAUGAGAACAGUCUGACUGGUCUGAGACACCACAUUGCAGCUGAGAGCAUUUCAGUGCUGAGCAGGAACAUCCCCUGCAGGAACCAGAUGCAUUAUGUGCUUGUUCCAGAGCUUUAGUGAGCAGCAACUCUUGGAGCUGGAGUGGAGGGUCAAGGGCAGCAGCCAUUUAAAUUUACUUUGCAUGAACUUGCCUCCCUCUCCAAUCAGGUUCAAUCUCUACAAGCUUUGACUAAAUCUCCAAAACUUUAAGGAAUGGUCCUGUGCAAAAUCCCACAGAAGUUCUGCUUAACACCUAAUGCUUGCCUGCUCUGCCAGUGUGCCAGAUCAGUGUGGCCCUGACAGUGUCUGUCUUGUCCUGCAAAUAUAAGUAAAAGCCUCUAUGCUUUUUGCUCUAAAAACUUCUGCUUUUUGCUGUGCUAAGGACUGCACCUGAAGCUCAAACACUGACCACUCUGUUUCUGCUCCUGCCUUUGACUUGCAGCACACUGUGCUGUGAAGCUACAGGUACAAACCCUGGGGUCCUUUUGUUCCUCAAGGUGUGUUCCUGCUGGCUCAUUGCUGUCACCUACAGAUCUGUGUGCUGGGCUGCUCUGAGCUCUACCCCAGCAGGCAGCUGCAGUUUUAGAAACACUUCACUGUUCCAUGAUCACUGAGGGCUGAACCAGUUCUGCUGGGUGCCACCGAGUUUCGUGCCCCACCUUGUACCUCUCCAAAUGACAAUUUCACAGGUUCAUUAUAUUUAGUCAAGAUAAAGAAACAGAAAUUUAUUUCUUUUCCAGGUAAGCCUAAUUACUGUUUAAAGAAUUUUACUGCCAUGAUAUCUAUAGCAUAUCUUUAUUCUGCCAAGGGAGAACCUUAAAAAAAAA